Miscanthus lutarioriparius is the source of this 462-nucleotide messenger RNA. The record is from the annotation of a GenBank genome assembly. NCBI's taxonomy places the organism in Eukaryota, Viridiplantae, Streptophyta, Magnoliopsida, Poales, Poaceae.
AUGGCUUCCCGAUGGGGGCGGAGCUCUCUUAUGGCAAGAGGUCCACCUAAAAAGAAGAAAAAGAAGAUAGAACUAGCUACUACUGAGACCAGUAUUGUACCUGCAGCACCACAAAGGAUGGUCUUUCCAGUUCUACCUACUGUUGUGGAUCUAUCAAAGAAAAGGAAGAACAAAUCAUCCUCAUCAACUCGUGCAAAGAAACAAAAGAGUACUUCCAAUACUUCAACUGCUGAGGCUAGUGACCCCUCCGUGAGAGGAUCUGGAACAGGAUCAAAUCAGCUAGGCCCUUCAGGAUCAAGUGAGCAGCACACAAAAGUAGUCCAGCACAAGAAGAAGAGGGCCAUUGCAAAAAAAUUGACUCCAAAUAAGGGUAGUCCAGCCAUGUCAACCCGCAGCAAGGUCCCUAGUUCCCCUUCUAGUCCGGCCAUAGGAACUAGAAGCAAGAAAAAACUUGAUCUGUAA